Schistocerca americana (American grasshopper) is the source of this 507-nucleotide messenger RNA. RefSeq names its product proline-rich protein HaeIII subfamily 1-like. The coding region runs from base 1 to 507 and encodes 168 amino acids. NCBI's taxonomy places the organism in Eukaryota, Metazoa, Arthropoda, Insecta, Orthoptera, Acrididae. The record is from RefSeq and is a predicted model, not a curated record. The transcript has 2 exons.
AUGUGGGCAUACGGACUGCUACUGAGGCGGGGGAAACCGACGCCCCCGGCGGGGGAAACCGACGCCCCCGGCGGGGGAAACCGACGCCCCCGGCGGGGGAAACCGACGCCCCCGGCGGGGGAAACCGACGCCCCCGGCGGGGGAAACCGACGCCCCCGGCGGGGGAAACCGACGCCCCCGGCGGGGGAAACCGACGCCCCCGGCGGGGGAAACCGACGCCCCCGGCGGGGGAAACCGACGCCCCCGGCGGGGGAAACCGACGCCCCCGGCGGGGGAAACCGACGCCCCCGGCGGGGGAAACCGACGCCCCCGGCGGGGGAAACCGACGCCCCCGGCGGGGGAAACCGACGCCCCCGGCGGGGGAAACCGACGCCCCCGGCGGGGGAAACCGACGCCCCCGGCGGGGGAAACCGACGCCCCCGCCAGCCUCUGGCUGAAGCUAAUUCUGCUGGUGUUGGUGAGGGCAGUCAUGGGAGUCCCUGUAAUUCCCACCACUUCACGGCAUAA